CAUCAAUCCACUCUUCAUCGUAUCCUUAUUACUCGUGCUCCGAAAGGCUUCUUUUAAAGCCUUGACUACAGAACGACAUUUUGGAGCUUCCUUGAAUACAAACUCCUUGAUGUUUACUGUGACUGAUUUGGCGUAGUGCUUCGAUUACCUGGCUGGCUGUCGUGAAACUACGAGGCAACGUCAGAUCGCAGGCACAGUUAGCAACGGCUGACCAAAUAGAAGUGCUGUACCAAUUGCGAUUAAAUCUGAAGUCAUGUCAACAUCAGAUGAGGUUGAUCAAGCAAGAGUUCAUGAUCCGCUUCUUUCCUCCGACCGCGCUACUUCGGUCGAAAUACAAUAUACUAGCCAAACAAGGACUCUGUACUUGGAAUCCGAGGUAUCAGGCAGCUGGUUUAUCUGGCUAUUGACAUUUUCAGCAGGCAUCAGUGGUCUCCUGUUUGGUUACGACACCGGAGUUAUCUCCUCGACUCUAGUUUCGGUGGGAUCGGAUCUCUCGCAUCGAUCUCUCACAACUCUUGACAAGAGCUUGAUCACUUCUUGUACGAGCUUGUUCGCCCUCAUAGCGAGUCCACUCGCUGGAGUUCUAGCAGAUAAACUCGGUCGUAGGAAGAUCAUUCUCCUAGCAGAUUUAUUAUUCAUCAUAGGUGCCUUGGUCCAGGCAGUCGCCCCUCAAGUAUGGGUCAUGAUUGUUGGGCGAAGCCUUGUUGGCUUAGCUGUUGGUAGCGCAAGCUUGAUUACUCCUUUGUAUAUUUCAGAACUCGCUCCAUCCCAUGAAAGAGGAAGACUUGUAACCAUAUUAUGCCUGUUCAUAACAGGCGGCCAAGUGGUUGCGUAUAUCAUAGGGUGGUUGUUUUCAACCAGAUCAAGCGGUUGGCGGUUUAUGGUUGGACUUGGGGCACUUCCAGCGAUCAUUCAACUUGUUGUUCUCUUGCCUCUUCCUGAGACUCCUCGCUGGCUAGUUCAAGCAGGAUCCGACAUCGAAGCCAUGGAUGUUUUGAUCAAAGUAUUUCAAAACGACCCUGACCGAGGACUCAUUUCGGAGCAGAUAUUAAAGAAUAUCCGCAAGGAGAUGGCCGAAGAAGAACAGGAGCUAGGCCACAGGAAGGACUCACAUCUGGGAGCACAAUGGGCCCAGGAUGCCCUCCAGCGUGCCCGCGAGUUAUUCGGCACUGGUGGAAAUAGGCGCGCAUUGAUCAUCGCGGUUUCACUGCAAGGGUUACAACAAUUCUGUGGCUUCAACAGCCUGAUGUACUUUUCCGCGACCAUUUUCUCCAUCUUGUCUUUCUCUUCACCAACUCUGACAUCGCUUUCUGUGGCUGUGACAAACUUUAUUUUCACUCUGCUUGCAUUCUCUCUCAUCGACAAGAUCGGUCGAAGACGCAUUCUACUGUAUUCGAUCCCGCUUAUGAGCCUAGCUCUUGCCGUUUGCGCUGUUGCCUUUUCCUCGGUGGAUUGGCUGGAUAUGCAAUCGAACGAGCCUCGACAUGCCGGCAAUUCAAGCCACAGCAUGUUUCUUCCGGCAAUGAUUCUUCUUUGCCUGAUUAUAUAUACCGCAUCUUACGCCUUUGGCCUCGGGAACGUUCCAUGGCAGCAAUCCGAGCUUUUCCCCCUCAGAGUACGUGCUCUUGGGUCCGCACUCGCUACGGCAAUGAACUGGGGAUCGAAUUUCGUCGUUGGUCUGACAUUUCUACCAAUGAUGCAAUUUUUAUCUCCUGGCUGGACUUUCGCUGCGUACGCUGCAGUCUGUGCAAUUGGCUGGGUUCUGCUUUGGAAAAUCUACCCAGAACUUAGUGGCUUGAGCUUAGAGGAUGUGAAAGGAAUUCUUGAAGAUGGCUGGGGAGUGCAAAAAAGUCUCAGUAAGAGACGGGAAAACCUAGGAAGAUAA
Molecule: messenger RNA, 1885 nt
Organism: Penicilliopsis zonata CBS 506.65
Lineage: Eukaryota; Fungi; Ascomycota; Eurotiomycetes; Eurotiales; Aspergillaceae
Exons: 3
Coding region: 254-1885 (543 amino acids)
Biological process (GO): transmembrane transport
Cellular component (GO): membrane
Molecular function (GO): myo-inositol:proton symporter activity
Source: RefSeq, a predicted model, not a curated record